CGUCAAAAAAUAGCUUUCAAAGUCACAAUCAAAAUCAUACAAAUCAUCAAUAAUAAUCAUAUAGUAGUAAGAGUCCCACACUCCCAGAAAACCCCCCCAUCACUUACAAGUAGAAGUAGCGGUGUUCAAUCACAGAAAUUUACAGUUCAGAAAAGAAAAAAACAUGGCGGACAAACUCGAAGCUUUGAGAUCUUUAAUGGCUUCUCACUCUCCUCCACUUCAUGCCUUUGUCGUCCCUUCCGAGGAUUAUCAUCAGAGUGAGUAUGUAUCUGAUCGUGAUAAAAGGCGACGAUUUAUUUCUGGAUUUACUGGAAGUGCUGGUUUGGCCCUCAUAACAACGAAUGAGGCAUUGCUUUGGACCGAUGGAAGGUACUUCUUGCAGGCGGAGAAAGAGCUGAGCGAUCAGUGGAGGCUAAUGCGUAUGGGAGAAGAUCCUGCUGUAGAGAUCUGGAUGGCGGAUAAUCUGCCAGAAGAUGCAGCUAUCGGCAUUGACCCCUGGUGUGUAUCAAUAGACACUGCACAUAGAUGGGAGCGUGCCCUUGAGAAGAAGCAACAGAAGUUGGUUUCGACCUCAAACAAUCUUGUUGACCAAAUCUGGAAAGAUAGGCCAGAAGCUAUGGUCAAUCCUGUCAAUGUGCAACCACUGGAGUUUGCCGGACGCACAGUUUCCGAGAAGCUACAAGAUUUAAGGAGAAAACUUAUGCAGGAGAAAGCACAUAGUAUUAUUGUCUCUGCACUUGACGAGGUUGCUUGGUUACUCAAUGUUCGUGGAAAUGAUGUUUCUUAUUGUCCAGUUGCUCAUGCUUUUGCUGUAAUAACAUCAGAAUCAGCAUUCUUUUAUGUGGAUCAAAGAAAAGUGUCUCCUGAGGUGUUUGCUUACCUGACAGAGAACAAGAUUGAAGUUCGAGACUAUGAUGCAGUUAGUGCCGAUGUGGAACUCCUUGCAACCAACCAGCUUGCUUCUUCCUUGUCUUUUAAUGCUGCUGAAGAUAAAAUUGGCCAGAUGGGAAAAGAAUGUAAAUUCAUAUGGAUGGACCCUCGUUCAUGCUGCUAUGCGUUGUAUUCCAAACUCAAGACUGAUCAGGUCUUGUUGCAGCAGUCUCCUUUGGCCCUCGCAAAAGCUUUGAAGAAUCCUGCUGAAAUGGAAGGCUUGAAGAAGGCGCAUAUGCGGGAUGGUGCAGCUGUAGUGCAGUUCCUUGUUUGGCUUGAUAAGCAGAUGCAGGAGCUUUAUGGGGCUUCUGGCUAUUCCUUCGAGGCUGAGACAAAAAAGAAAGAACCUUUGGAAGCACAGAAAAUGACGGAAGUCACGGUGAGUGACAAGCUUGAAGGUUUUCGUGCAUCAAAGGAGCAUUUUAGGGGGCUGAGUUUUCCAACUAUCUCAUCUGUUGGUCCAAACGCGGCAAUUAUUCAUUAUGGACCUGAUCCACAAACUUGUGCUGAGAUGAAUCCAGAUCAAAUUUACCUGUUUGAUUCAGGAGCACAGUAUCAAGAUGGAACAACUGAUAUAACUCGGACAGUACAUUUCGGACAACCUUCUGCUCAUGAAAAGACAUGCUACACAGGGGUUCUUAAAGGUCACAUUGCAUUAGGAAAUGCUCGGUUUCCAAACGGAACUAAUGGUCAUGCUCUUGAUAUUCUUGCACGAGUUCCUCUGUGGAAAUAUGGGCUUGAUUAUCGACAUGGUACAGGUCACGGCAUAGGAUCUUACCUUAACGUGCAUGAAGGUCCUCAUUUAAUUAGCUUCAGACCUCAGGCUCAGAAUGUGCCUCUGCAAGCUGCAAUGACUGUAACAGAUGAGCCUGGUUACUAUGAGGACGGGAAUUUCGGUAUUAGAUUGGAGAAUGUGCUUAUAGUAAAUGAGGCAAAUAUCAAAUUCAACUUUGGCGACAGAGGAUACCUAGAAUUUGAGCAUAUUACAUGGGCUCCAUAUCAACAUAAGUUGAUAGAUUUGAAACUUCUAACUCCAGAAGAAAUAAAUUGGGUGAACAUUUAUCAUUCAAAGUGUCGAGAAAUUUUGUCACCUUACAUGAAUGAGACUGAGAUGGCAUGGCUAAGGAAAGCUACUGAAUCAAUUGAUAUGGCUUAACUUAGUUUCAUAUCUACAUUCCUUAUUUAAUUCAACUCAAUUUUCAAUUUUACAAGAUCUUGUAAUUUUAAUUUUUUUCUUUAUUGUAUUUUUUCUUUUGAGAUUGUUAAUCAAAUAUGUUGUCACAUGUGUUUACUUCCUUUUAGUUUGUAGUUGGCCAUAAAUUUGUGUACUGAGUAUAUUUUUGACAAAUAUUUACAUAUUUUUUUACCCA
Molecule: messenger RNA, 2300 nt
Organism: Spinacia oleracea (spinach)
Lineage: Eukaryota; Viridiplantae; Streptophyta; Magnoliopsida; Caryophyllales; Amaranthaceae
Product: aminopeptidase P1
Exons: 16
Coding region: 164-2086 (640 amino acids)
Molecular function (GO): metalloaminopeptidase activity
Source: RefSeq, a predicted model, not a curated record